Messenger RNA from Leishmania mexicana MHOM/GT/2001/U1103, 1086 nucleotides. RefSeq lists its product as hypothetical. Lineage: Eukaryota; Euglenozoa; Kinetoplastea; Trypanosomatida; Trypanosomatidae. The record is from RefSeq and is a predicted model, not a curated record. The coding region runs from base 1 to 1086 and encodes 361 amino acids. The transcript has a single exon.
AUGCCAAGCACCUCGGUGCAUCACAUGCUCAAUGAGUUAGUCGACCUUAGCCACAGCAUUGCCGCUCUACUGGAGCAGGGGCAAAUGUUAUCGCCCACCGGCGCCCCUAGUGCAGCGGACCGGCAACAGGAGGCCAGUCUCAAGACACAGGAAAUCGAACGCAUUGUGCGCAGGGUUGAGGCGCACUUUGUCGAUCGCAUUCAGUCGCUGGAGGCGUUAAAUGCCUCCUUGGCGGAGGAGGUCCGGCAGCUGCGUGGGGCGCUUGUGACGCAGCGCGCCAACGGUGCUGCAGGUCGGGCGAACGUCCUGCACGACAUAAGUGGUAGUGACCUGCAAGAGGAUUCAAAGACGUUGGAUGCUUGGGAAAAGGCGUCGUGGGACGAAACCGGCAAUGGUGCUGCCGUUAGCGAAGUGGAGCAGCUGCGGCGCGUACUGGUGGCGGAAAAGCGCCAGCGGUUGCGUGUUGAGGAGCAGACGCAGUCGCUGACGGAGCAGCAUGCGAGGGUGGUAGGGACGCUGGAGCGGCGACUCAAAAAACAAGAGGAGCAGCUCUACGAUCUCAUCGCUGCCAUCGACAGGGGCUACAGGGGCGGGUCAGCCACGACGUCUGCCUCUCCAACACGCUGCACCGAACGCGGCUCCUCUCAUAGGCUUCCCACACCACGUCACCUCCUCCGCCAGCAGCUUGCGCAGCACCAGCAGACGCAACGGGCACUGCAGCAGUACAAGGAGAAUCUCCACCUUGAGCCUCCGUCUCCGGCGGGGAGCGACGAGGUGGCGGCCACCAUGAAGGAGCUUGGGCUGGAUGACGUGCGGCGCACUCUAGAGCUGAUUAGGUCAAGCAAACCCCUUACCGUGCAGGAGCACCAUCAUGACCAGGAGGAAACCCAUACGUCGCCGGCUGUUCGUUUACCACCACACACUGUCCGCGAUGGGCCGGCCGUGGUGCACUCACCUACAGUCUGUUCACAGGUGCCGCUACCUGCUGCUGAUCGAGCAGCUUGCACCUCAGCGAACGAAGUGGACGAAAUCACGGCGUUCCUCGAGAACAUUACCAAGGAGCUGGAGAGCCUUGACUCUCAGUAG